AUGGCCAUGGCGGGUUCUCCCACUGACGCCACGGAGACGCAGGUGACGGGCAGCGACGAGGUGGAGUUGGCGUACGGUAGCGCCUUUUACCUCCAGGAGGAGUAUUUGCAGCGGCUGCGUCGGCGGCGCCAUCGCCCAGAGGCGGCGCCAGGGGAGGAGAGCGACAAUGAGGGGGACGACGGCAAAGGGGCCAGCUCCACAGCGGCACCGUCGCAGCAGGCUGAUCUCGCGGUGAACACGCGGCUUCAGCCGCUCUUUUUUCGUCUUGGAAAUGACUUCCCGCCGACGCCGCCCCUGACGACGCCUGACGAGGGCGACGAGCCAGCGGCGGCGGACGGCGUCCUGAGCGCCCUCUCCGCGCAGGGAGGCAAGCCAGAGAUCAUCCUGCCCGUCGUCAGUCCCGCCUGUCGGCUGGCGCAGAGUGCCACGAAGGGCAGCGCGGCGCUGGCAGGCCUGCGGCGGCAGCAGGAGGUGGAGCGCGCCGCGCGGGAGGCGACGGACACAAGCCGGUCCGACCUCGCGCGCCUCCUGCGGAAGGGGGAGGCGGGGCAGCAGCAACUGGGCGCCGGUGGCUGCCCGUCGAAGGCGGCGCUGGCGGCGGAGGAAGUGACGGAGGAUGAGACGGAGACGCUGCGGCGGAAGGUCCGCAAGGAGACGGCGAGGCUGGAGCGCAUGAUGGAAACCCCCCCUCACGAUGCGGCGGUUGCGGCAGUUGCCACCGCCGUGGAUAAGGAUGAGAGGGAGGAACGUGCUCGACAGCAUGAAUUGGUGUUGCGGAGGCGGCAGGAGAAGUUGGAGCGUGUGCAGGAGGCCAGGGAACGUUUGGCGGAGGAGAGCAGUCACGUUGAGGAUUACGGAGCUAAGCGGCUGGCGCUGUUGACGAUGCAACGCCAGCUGCCCAUUUACCGCUGCAAGGAGGAGCUGCUUCGCUGCAUCGGCGAGAACCCUGUAUCGAUCGUCAUUGGUGAGACAGGCAGCGGGAAGACGACGCAGCUUGUACAGUACCUGCACCAACGCGGGUACGCCAGGAAUGGCGGGAUUAUCGGCUGCACGCAGCCCAGGCGUCUGGCCGCCAUUGGGGUGCGCGCCGCGUGA
Molecule: messenger RNA, 1095 nt
Organism: Trypanosoma conorhini
Lineage: Eukaryota; Euglenozoa; Kinetoplastea; Trypanosomatida; Trypanosomatidae
Product: pre-mRNA splicing factor
Exons: 1
Coding region: 1-1095 (364 amino acids)
Biological process (GO): mRNA splicing, via spliceosome
Cellular component (GO): spliceosomal complex; intracellular anatomical structure
Molecular function (GO): RNA binding
Source: RefSeq, a predicted model, not a curated record